Molecule: messenger RNA, 1245 nt
Organism: Botrytis deweyae
Lineage: Eukaryota; Fungi; Ascomycota; Leotiomycetes; Helotiales; Sclerotiniaceae
Exons: 1
Coding region: 1-1245 (414 amino acids)
Source: RefSeq, a predicted model, not a curated record
AUGGAAUGCCAACCUAAAGACGUCUCAAAGAAGCUCGAUCGCGUAGAGCAAAUAUCUCAGACUCUUCUACCAGCAAACAACAACUUGGAAGACCUCAUCCAGACUUAUUCCAGCAAUUUUCCAGUCAAAAAAGCAAUAACCAUCAUCAAGUCUCAUGGCGAUGGUUUUCAAGUAAUCCUUACUGGAUCCACUGGCUACUUGGGAUACUAUUUUCUCAAAGCUUUAAUCGCAGAUUCUAAAGUCGCUAGAAUAGUAUGCUUUGAUCGCUCCGAAGCCGAAAAAGACUUUAUUGCCGAAUUCGGUGACUUGGACGGAGCUCAAAAGGUUCAAUUCGUCAAAACAUCCUUUGGUGAGCCAAGAUUUGGUCUAGAGCCUGCCAUUUAUCAAAACUUUCUUGAAACUAUUGAUGUGAUCCUACACAAUGCUUGGUCAGUCGACUUCAAUCUACCCAUCGAGUCUUUCGAAAAAGUUCACGUUGCCGGCGUUCGCAAUUUUAUCGACUGGUCUUUAUUGUCUCCACGCAAAGUGACAAUCCAAUUCAUGAGUUCGCUCGGCUCAUUGGCGAGUUGGCCAUCCUUCCGGCCCAAGACACCAGUAUCGGAACACAUAUUCACUGAUAGCAACUUGCCAAUGUUAGGCUAUGGGCAAUUCAAGUUCAUAGCAGAGAAUAUCCUAAACAAUGCUCCAGAAAUACACGGUAUCUCGGUUGAUGUGUUGAGAUGUGGACAAAUUGGUGGCCCGUCUGGUGAUGGAAAGAAGCAGUGGAAUGCUCGGGAUUGGUUCCCAAUUUUACUGCAAACUUCCAAAGCACUGGGAUUGGUGCCAAGUGACCUUGGGGCUCAAGAUCUUAUUCAAUGGAUUCCGGCUGAUAAUGUAUCACAAAUUAUCGUUGAGCUGAUGCAUGGAAGUGAUACAAGAGAAGGUCUGACAACUUUCAAUCUCAUCAAUCCGAAGUUCGUCAAGUGGAGUGACCUUGUUCUUGGGGUCAAGCAAAUACUCGGUGUGACCAAAGAAGUCUCAUUGCGGAAUUGGCUCAUUGAGCUUAAGAAACAUGACGCUACGUCAAGGGAUGAUCUAGAGAAAUUCCCAGCGCUUAAACUUUUGGGAUUUUUUGAAUGGGUAGCUAAUGAGGAAAGAUUGGUCAUGAUUACUGAGAAUGCGCAAGUUGCGAGUCCUUCAUUUAGAGAUUUGGCUCCAAUAAAUGACGGAAUGAUUGGAAGAUGGGUGAAGGAUUGGGAUUUCUAG